Molecule: messenger RNA, 1424 nt
Organism: Morone saxatilis (striped sea-bass)
Lineage: Eukaryota; Metazoa; Chordata; Actinopteri; Moronidae
Gene: echdc1
Product: enoyl CoA hydratase domain containing 1
Exons: 7
Coding region: 47-979 (310 amino acids)
Biological process (GO): fatty acid beta-oxidation
Cellular component (GO): cytosol
Molecular function (GO): enoyl-CoA hydratase activity
Source: RefSeq, a predicted model, not a curated record
GGGGACGGGUUUUAGUGUAACACCACACGGCUGUCAAUAAGCAAGGAUGGUACUGUGUGGGGUGAGUCGACAGUUCCUGGGCAGCAGCAGCUGUGGGGCCUGGGCCAGGCUGCUGCAGAGACAGAGCAGGGGCUGUGUGUACUCCAGCAUCCAUGGCUUCAACCAGGAGGAGAUCAGAGAGAAGCUGCAGGCCUUUCCUGGAGGCUCCAUUGAUCUGCUCAAACAGGAGUCUGGUGUCGCUGUGCUGACCAUUAACAACCCCUCCCGCAUGAAUGCCUUCUCCGGCAGUAUGAUGGUGGACCUGGAGGAGACGGUGAGCCAGCUGGAGAGCUGGACAGACUGUAAAGGCCUGAUUGUGCAGGGUGCUGCUGGAACUUUCUGCUCUGGAUCGGACCUCAACGCUGUCCGGGCGAUAUCUAACCCACAGGAUGGGAUGAAGAUGUGUAUGUUCAUGCAGAAUGCUCUCACAAGACUACUCAGGUUGCCUCUGAUCUCUGUUGCUCUGGUGGAGGGGAGAGCGCUGGGAGGAGGUGCAGAACUCACCACUGCCUGCGAUUUCAGGAUAAUGGCAUCUGGCAGUGUGAUACAGUUUGUCCAUAAACACAUGGGCCUGGUCCCGGGCUGGGGCGGCGCAGCACGGCUCGUCCGCAUUGUUGGAAGCCAGAAUGCCCUGAAGUUGCUUGGUGGUGCUCUAAAAGUGGACCCUGAACUUGGCCUGCAGAUUGGACUGGCAGAUGGAGUCCUGGAGGUUCCCGCGGCAGAGGAGGGUGCAGGGACUCUGCUACAGCAGGCUGAAAACUGGCUCAGUCGCUAUACAAAGGGACCUACCCCAGUGAUCCAGGCUGUGAAGAAGGUAGUGUUGUCAGGGAGAGAGCUCCCUCUGUCAGAGGCUCUGAGGACUGAGAAGGAUGUAUUUGGGACGGUGUGGGGCGGUCCGGCAAACCUGCAGGCUCUGGCCAGCAAGUCCAAACACAAAUGAGUGUUUGUGUUCACAUGAGCUUCUCAGACAUUUUUGGAAAAAGCACUGUCCGGGCCAAAAUUGUGUGGAAGAGAACUGCUACAGACAGACUGACAUCAAUAAACUUACACAGAUCUUUGGCGUGCUGAAGACAUUUAUAAUGACUUUUUUGUAUGUAAUAAGCUGAAUGUUGUGUCUUAAAUGUGGACGGAGGUAAUGUGGAAACAAAUGGUAGUAUUUCUUCUUUGAUAGAAUUCAUCAUUUCAAUAAAUCAGCCACUUCAUUGCCUCUAAUACACUGAUAAUGAGAGAUUGCUCAUAUUAGCUGUGCUGCAGUGUCAGCUGACCUGAGAAAUUAUCUUGUGUGUGUGAUUAAUACUCUGUAGACUAAUACUGUAUAUGAAUACUUAUUUUAAGAUUUAUCCUCUUAAUUAAAGCACAUCUGUAAUUAAACAGAGCAUAUGCUG